This is a messenger RNA of Hydractinia symbiolongicarpus, 3070 nucleotides long. RefSeq lists its product as uncharacterized. The coding region runs from base 1 to 453 and encodes 150 amino acids. Lineage: Eukaryota; Metazoa; Cnidaria; Hydrozoa; Anthoathecata; Hydractiniidae. The transcript has 2 exons. The record is from RefSeq and is a predicted model, not a curated record.
AUGCUGUGUGCAUUUUUUUAUUAUGUUUAUUGCCUCAUAUUAUUUUGUUUUUAUGUUUCAGGAUUAUCGAUGAACUUUAAACGUUCUGUUGUCAUUCUUUUUGAACUGAUAAAACGAUGCGAAGAAGAAAUCGAAAUUUUGCAAAGAGAAAUGACAAACUAUCUGUCGUAUUACAAAAACGUGAUUGUUAAACUUGAAGAAGCUACGAAAGUGAUUCAACAGACUCCAAAUGUGAUAUCCCAAUCUAAAAUUCUCUUCAUAAAAAAAGGUGUACGAUUUGCAAAAAAACAAUUAUUGAAUAGUUACCAACAUUUUUUGGACAUAAUGAAGGCGAAUACCGACAGUACCUAUAGUGUAGAAGAAUUGACUGAUGAAGAUGAUUCCGACAAUGACCUUGAUAGUGAUGAUGAUGAUGAUAGUGAUGAUUCGAAUUCAGAAAACGAAUACGAGUAAUUAGUUGUAAAUAAAUAACUUAUUUGUUUUUGGAUUGCCGUUUUUACACCUUUUAGCAAUUUCCUAAUUAUUUUACUCUAUUAUCCCAUCAGUUUAAUCAAGAUAUCGAUUAAAUAUUUGCAUUCUUCGAAUUCUACCAUGGGGUUCUUUUGCUACGUAAAACAUGGCUUCUUAAUUUCGCAUGAGUUUUUAACUCCAAGGAGAUUUUAGUAUCUUUCUGUAUUUAUAUAUAAUUGUAUUUUUAACAAAAAGAGUAAAAUAUGUAAACAGUAUAUUAUUCAAACAUUCACGAAAUCGAAGUAUAACUUCUUUCUAAUUUCACAGUAUCCUCAAAUAAUUGUUUUUUAUUGUGUUUGUCUUUCUCCACACGAAUUGGGCCUGAGCUAUACAAUGCGGUUAUUCCAAUAUCACAGUUUCCUCAAAUAAUUAUUUUUUACUGUAUUUGUCUUCUAUAGUACAAAAUACUAUAAAAUAUACAGAGGACUGUCGAUGUAACCAACCGCCGAUAUAGUGAAAGUUUCGAUGUAGGUCCAUUCCCCUUCAAUUUAACCUGAAGAAACUGUUAUAUACCGUUCUUUGUAACGAACCCCGAUACAGUGAACUCUUGAUUUAAAGAGGCAAGUUAUUCGUUCCCCACACUCAAAAAAAUCUCGAUAAAAGAAACUCAAGGCACUAAAGGUAAUAGAACUUCGGCAACAUUUUUAACAUGGGUAUCAAAAUUAUGUUUCACUAACAAAACCGUACAGUGUCAUUCUCGACCUUCCAUUUCCGGGGUAUUUGUGCCUCUAUCAAAAAAUUCAAACAAGACGUGGAUACUAGCGAAGAAUUGGAUUUCUGAUUUGACGUACAUGUACGAGUUCAACUCGACCUUUCAUUUUCGGGGUAUUUGUGUCUGAAUCCAAAAAUUCACACACGACGUGGAUACAAGCGAAGAAUUGGAUUUAUGAUUUGAUGUACGUGUACGAGUUCAACUCGACCUUCCAUUUUCGGGGUAUUUGUGUCUCUAUCAAAAAAUUCAAACAAGACAUGGAUACUAGCGAAGAAUUGAAUUUCUGAUUUGCCGUACGUGUACAAGUUCAACUCGACAUUCUAUUUUCGGAGUAUUUGUGUCUGAAUCCAAAAAUUCACACACGACGUGGAUACAAGCGACAAAUUGGAUUUAUGAUUUGACGUACGUGUACGAGUUCAACUCGACCUUCCAUUUUUGGAGUAUUUGUGUCUGAAUCCAAAUAUUUACCCACGACGUGGAUACAAGCGACAACUUGGAUUUAUGAUUUGACGCACGUGUACAAGUUCAACUCGACCUUCCAUUUUCGGGGUAUUUGUGUCUUUAUUGAAAAAUUCAAACAAGUCGUGGAUACUAGCGAAGAAUUGGAUUUCUGAUUUGAUGUACGUGUACCAGUUCAACUCGACCUUCCAUUUUCGGAGUAUUUGUGUCUGAAUCCAAAAAUUCACACACGACGUGGAUGCAAGCGAAAGAUGCAACUUCUGAUUUGACAUACAUGUACUACGAGUACUUUCAUUCAUUUCAUUCGAUAUUUCGUAAAUAAAUUUACAUUAUCGAUACCGUAAAAAAGAUUAUAAUAAAUUUUUUAACAUUCGUUCUGAUUCAUUUGGGUGAUGCGUCGCAACUUCGCGUGCGUUUUGCCAACCUAUAUUUAGCAUAGCUAAGUCCUGUUUGACAUUAGUUGACUAUGUCGUUGGGGAUCUGCUUUUUGGCCUUUUAAAGUCGGAUUUCCACUAGACGAAACGUUAGGUAAACGUUCUUCGAAGUCCUGAACUACCAAAAGCGGUAAAGCGACAACGCUGAAGCCGCAAAACAAUUUCGUCACGCAUGCUCAGUGACAACAAAAUAAGCGUUAGCGCUAACGUUUCGUGGGGAAAAUCCAGUUUAAAAGGCAUCUCUGCGUACCGCAUUGCUUUUCGUGCGGGAGCAUUAAAGUUCAUUUGCUGGAUCUUGCCGAACCAUCUUAACCGCACGAGUACUGGGCAUUCCCUUUUCGGAGAAUUUAUUUUCUAUCUGUGAAAUUUAAAUUCACAAGAAAUUAUAUAACUUUUCCGUAUGUGUGAAGUUGGAAUCUGUGAAACAAACUCCAUCCCCCAGCAGAGGAGCCAACAGCGAAACUUUGGUCCCAGGUAGUCCCCCCCCCCGCACGGUGGGCCAAAACGACCCGAAAAAUGCUUAACUAAAUCGUCCAUCAAAAUCGGCCCGGAAAUUUCGAAUCGGCACAUUUCUGUCCGCGUAAUAUGAAACGAUUUGCAAGAAACUUUGAAGAUCUGGUAUUCGUUUUACACGUAUACGAGCGCGAUAACAUUUCUUGAUUCAAACAGAGGUAAGCACAAGCUUUUCGUUGAAUAUAAACACUUGAUACUUCAGCGUCGGUAAGUCUUCUAUUUCAGCAAGCUCUUUUAUGGAAUUUUUUACUUUUUUCUGUUGGUAGGUCAUAGAGAUGGAGUAUAGAAUGAUACCAGCUUCGCUUUUCCACUUCUAAGUCGAUGUUUUCCUGAAACUACAGUAGUUGUACCAACUUUCUGUUGUUUUAGAUUUUUGUUUCUCCAAAAUUAUUCUCUCUAAAUGAGCUAGCAAUAUCAGGGUAUUUCACUCCUUGGUGCGUCA